Messenger RNA from Pleurotus ostreatus (oyster mushroom), 603 nucleotides. RefSeq lists its product as uncharacterized. NCBI's taxonomy places the organism in Eukaryota, Fungi, Basidiomycota, Agaricomycetes, Agaricales, Pleurotaceae. The transcript has 2 exons. The coding region runs from base 1 to 603 and encodes 200 amino acids. The record is from RefSeq and is a predicted model, not a curated record.
AUGCACUUCAACAAAAACUUUUUGAUAUUUGUCGUCGCUGCUGUCCUCACUGCUGCGAACGCACGCCCUGUAAGUCUAUUGAAGCAAAUUUUGGAUCGCAACUCAUGGUACCCUCUGAAGGUUAUCUCUAGCGGCCUCUGGAGGUUCGAAGGCACGGGGAUUCUGGCUCUCGUGGUCGUGGCCGAAGCCAUUCGCGCUCCGGCAUUGUCGCCAGGAAGCAUGGUGACUCUGGGUCUCGAGGAAGGGGGAGGAGCCAUUCUAACUCUGGCAUUAUCGCCCGCAAGCAUGGAGAUUCCGGUUCUAGGGGAAGGGGUAGAAGUCAUUCGCGCAGUGGCCUUGUCGCUCGUAAGCAUGGGGAUUCGGGUUCGAGAGGCAGAGGGAGGAGUCAUUCUAACUCCGGCAUUGUCGCUCGAAAGCACGGCGACUCUGGUUCCCGCGGACGCGGACGUAGUCGUUCGACCGCUGGCAUCGUUGCUCGCAAGCAUGGGGAUUCGGGGUCGCGAGGCAGAGGGAGGAGCCAUUCUCGCUCUGGUCUGGUCGCUCGCAAGCAUGGAGACUCAGGCUCCAGGGGCCGAGGCAGGAGUCACUCCCGUUCUGGCCUAG